GCGAGGGGGGCGUGUGUGCGCCCGGAGUUCUCCAUGAAUAAGAACCGAAUUCUCCGCCUGAGCAGAGGCGUGUACACAUCUCGCUCUCGUACACACACUGCAGCACACGCCACCCAGUGUCACGCGGCCGGGGAGCCAGCGGGAAGGAGCUGUCUGGAAGGGAAUGGCCAAAGGAACAAAUGCUUCCCCGUUCCCCCACUCCCGCCCCGCGAACCCUUCCCUUCCCCGCCAGGAUCCCGCCCCGCCCGCUCCCUCGGAAGCCCGGGAGGUCGAGGCGCCUCCCGGCGGGGUGCAGGGGGAGAGCAGUCGAGCCGCCUGUCCCUUUGGAGCCCGAGAGGCUGCUGCGCACGGGGCCGGUGCACCCAGAGCUCAGCGCGCUCCGCGGGGUCGCUGGCGGGAGCGGUUGGUUAAUGAUUUAAUCGCCCGCUUGGGGCGGGUGCGCGCGGAACGGCCGUCCCUGGCCCCGCCCCCUCCCCGGAGCGCCCCCAGCCGGGGUUACAAAACUGCCCCCUCCCUCCGGCACGUCCCCUAGGAGCCGUCCUGCCCGCGGGGAUCCGGUCAGUCGCCUUAUGAUCUCUUCAUUGCGUCCCCCUCUGCCCACUAGACUUGGACUUCAGAUCUGACCCCAGACCUGCCGGCUACCUCGGGAGGGCCCACCUCCCCACCCGUCCAGCAAGAUGCCGAUCCUCAAGCAACUGGUGUCCAGCUCGGUGCACUCCAAGCGCCGUUCCCGAGUGGACCUCACGGCCGAAAUGAUCAGCGCCCCACUGGGCGACUUCCGCCACACCAUGCACGUUGGCCGGGCCGGAGAUGCCUUUGGGGACACCUCCUUCCUCAACAGCAAGGCUGGCGAGCCUGACGGCGAGUCCUUGGACGAACAGGCCUCCUCUUCAUCUUCCAAACGCAGUCUCCUGUCCAGGAAGUUCCGGGGCAGCAAGCGGUCACAGUCAGUGACCAGGGGGGAGCGGGAGCAGCGCGACAUGCUGGGAUCCCUGCGGGACUCGGCCCUCUUUGUCAAGAAUGCCAUGUCCCUGCCCCAGCUCAAUGAGAAGGAGGCCGCGGAGAAGGGUACCAGUAAGCUGCCCAAGAGUCUGUCAUCCAGCCCCGUGAAGAAGGCCAAUGGCGGGGAGGGUGGCGACGAGGAGGCAGGCAUGGAGGAGGCCGUGCCCCGUCGGAAUGGGGCCGCGGGUCCCCAUUCCCCUGACCCCCUCCUCGACGAGCAGGCCUUUGGGGAUCUGGCAGAUCUGCCUGUCAUGCCCAAGGCCACCUAUGGGCUGAAGCAUGCGGAGUCCAUCAUGUCCUUCCACAUCGACCUGGGGCCCUCCAUGCUGGGUGACGUCCUCAGCAUCAUGGACAAGGAGGAGUGGGACCCCGAGGAGGAGGAGGGUGGUUACCAUGGCGAUGAGGGCGCCACUGGCACCAUCACCCAGGCUCCCCCAUACGCUGUGGCGGCCCCUCCCCUGGCGAGGCAGGAAGGCAAGGCCGGCCCAGACUUGCCCUCCCUCCCCUCCCAUGCUCUGGAGGACGAGGGGUGGGCAGCAGCGGCCCCCAGCCCCGGCUCCGCCCGCAGCAUGGGCAGCCACACCACACGAGACAGCAGCUCCCUCUCCAGCUGCACCUCGGGCGUCCUGGAGGAGCGCAGCCCUGCCUUCCGGGGACCGGACAGGGCCCGGGCUGCUGUCUCGAGACAGCCGGACAAGGAGUUCUCCUUCAUGGACGAGGAGGAGGAGGAUGAGAUCCGCGUGUGAGGCAGGCAGUGGGUGGCCGCCCGGAGCUCUUGUCUGCAUCUUCUCCCUGCCCCUACCCCACUAUGACCUUUGACCUUGUGGCGUGGCGCAGGGGCAGCCAGGACCCUUGCUUCAAACCACGGACCCUGGACCUUGUAGAUGAGGGACACUGGCCUGGCCCUCGGGCAUUUGGAGGACGUGGGGGGCUGGCAUGGGUGCUGACUGGCUGCCUGACUUCAUCAUGCUCCCUGCACUCAGGCAGCGUGGGACAAGGGCUGUGUUCUCACAGCAGGAAUCGGUUUUCCUCUCUUGGCCUCCCUUUCCUCCACCGUGGCCUCAAAUGGAUGCCAGAUGCCAACCUGAGUUCCUGCCACGUGCAGCCAGCGGGUCAGCCCGGAGGCAGCCUCAGCUCCAGGGCUAAGGACACUCGACUCCCCUUUUCUCUGCUGGUGUUUCUGCUGUGCCCAGCGGUGGCUGCUGGGGAAGCAGCUGCGGCAGGACGGAGAUGGUCUUGCCUCUCAGCCCCUCCCUGCUCCACCCCAGCUCCUGCCCUGGAAAUCUGGAGCGCCUUGGAGCUGAGCUGGACCAGGGGACCAGCCAUGAGCACGUGCACUAAACGCAGCCCUUUCCAGGGGAAGAAGAGCAGGAUGGGAAAUGGAAGGAAAGCCCCCACACUUCGUGAAUUGCAAGAAGGGACCCUUCCAGGAUGACACUAGGAACAGGGCUAGGGCACUCACUCAGUCCCUAGGGGCUUGUGUGUUCUUUAUUAUUAUGUAUAAAUCCUUAUAGAGCAAUAUCAGGAUGGUGUUAAUAGGUCUGCCUCAGAAGGAGAAUCAAUCCUUUUAGAAAACCUUUAUACUAAACCUCUUCGAAAUUCACAGUGGCAAUUAGCAGACUGGAGUCUGGGGACAGCCGUGGCAAAGACACCAGCUCAACUUUAGUGCUUCCCAACGUUAUUUAGAACGACACGGGGUGGGUGUCUGGUGUGUGUUUUCCCUACCCACCCCCCAUAGCUAUCAACAUCUGAGGAAGGCCAGUGUAGAACAUUUUUGGAGAAUUAUUAUUUUUAAAAUAAUAUAUCAUUCCUAUGGGGGGAAGCUUUUUUUUUGACUGAGUUAUUCUCUCCCUCCCCUCAACACCCUCAGUACUGACUACUUCCUCUUCCUUUCUCAGGCCUCCCCCCAACGACUUUUGAGGCCAGGGUUGCCAGAUUUAGCAAAACCAAAACAGAGUGCUGAGUUAAAUGCAAAUUUCAGGUAAACAAAAGAUAAUGUUCUAGCAUUAAUAUGUUCCACGCAAUAUUUGGAACACUUAUGCAAAAAAAUGAUUUGUUUUUCUGAAAUUCAAGUUUCUCUCUGAGUCCUGUAACUCUCCCCGAGGGAAUUGAGCAGAAGCUCGGGUGUGAGCCCCGAGGUUGACCGUCAGUUAUUUUUCUGUCCUGGGAACAGCCUGACCCACCUCCCUGUCUCCAUGUAGCCGGUGUGGGGACGGGGAGAGACAGAACCAACCACAACCAGGGGCGUCCCCACGGCGACUCUGGCCUGGCCUCUCCUCUCUUGCCUGACUCAAGACACUAACUUAGUUCCUGGUUCGGUGCCCUGUUGGUGCUCCUGUUUCUAAUAGCUUAGGUCCCACGGUAGGGGAGGAACCGCGGGGGCUGUGCCAGCCCCCGCCAGCUGCCCUCGAAUCCUAUCCAGGCCAGUUCCAGAUUCUUAACUGAAUUUUUUCAUGAUAUUGUCAAAACAAUGAGGAAACAUUAAAAAAAAAAAAAAAAAGCCCCAAAGCA
Messenger RNA from Macaca mulatta (Rhesus monkey), 3513 nucleotides. RefSeq names its product CDC42 effector protein 4 (gene CDC42EP4). NCBI's taxonomy places the organism in Eukaryota, Metazoa, Chordata, Mammalia, Primates, Cercopithecidae. Gene Ontology annotation, molecular function: small GTPase binding. Gene Ontology annotation, cellular component: cytoplasm; cytoskeleton; plasma membrane. Gene Ontology annotation, biological process: Rho protein signal transduction; positive regulation of pseudopodium assembly; positive regulation of actin filament polymerization. The record is from RefSeq and is a predicted model, not a curated record.